AUGACGAUCAACGCUCACCAGCCCGCUCGAGGUCCAACAUGCGGCGACAAGCUGUGGAGGGAUCCUCCCAAACUCAACCUUCUCUCCUGCCCCCCCCGGCAGGGCAACCAAGGGGAUCGACCCUUGGGAGUUGGAGAAGAAGUUAGCCAGUCACGCUCGAGACAUCGAAGACGCCGACCUGAACGACCUUCCUUGCGAGCAGAGGGUGACGAUCAACGCCCACCAGCCCGCUCGAGGACCAACACGCGGCGACAAGCUGCAGAGGAAUCCUCACAAGCUCAAUCUCCUAAUCUGCCUCACGGGCAGAGCACCCAAGGGGAUCGACCCUUGGGAACCGAGGAAGAAGCUAGCCAGUCGCGCUCGAGGCACCGAAGACGUCGGCCCGAGACUCCAACCCUGCGAGCAGAGGAUGUCGCAAAGCUGGUAAAUGACCAACUCCGAGGUCUCCGACUCAAAGGAAGCGCGGAGGAGGCCCUGUGCAAGGAAAUUGAUCGAGUUGACCGCUCGCCCUUUACCGACGAGGUGGAACGAGCUCCGCCGCCAAAGCGGUUUACAACGCCAUCCAUCACUCCAUUCAAGGGGGACUCUGACCCUGAGAGCCAUUUGAGGCACUUCAAGAGCGCCAUGAUCCUGUACAAGGCAGACGACGCCCUGAUGUGCAAAGUGUUCGCGAUGACUCUGCGAGGAGCAGCUCAGGAUUGGUUCCACACUCUACCGUCCGCGUCAAUAGGCAACUUCAUGGAGUUCGCCAUCAUUUUCACAAAGGAAUACACCUCCUACAAGACGGUCAGAAAGCAUGCAGACCACCUGUUCAACCUGCGCAAGAAGCCAGACGAGUCUCUACGAGACUACUUGAGACGGUUUAAGGCUGAGAAGGCUAACAUCAUAGGAUGCAACGACCAAGUUGCAUCCUCAGCAUUCAAAAAGGGCUUGCCAACCGAGCACGAGCUAUACCGGGAGCUGGCCAUAACUCCAAGUCAAACCUUGGCAGAAGUGUUCGCGACGGCAGAGCGCUACGCACUUUGGGACGAUGAUCGUAUCGCCGCAAAGAAAGCUAGCAAGCAAGUUGACCACCCGACGAAGCAGGCAAGCCAAAAGAGCAACAAGUUCGAGCAAAAAGCCCGAGAUAAGCGCAGAUCGCGGCCCCAAAAGGGAAGCUUAGAAACAGGGACCUUCACCGAGUUCGCUAUCCCAAUCCACCAGAUCCUAGCUCAGGUGAAAGAUAAGCCGUGGGUGAGGAGACCACCACCCAUGAAGGGAGACCCCUCUAAAAGAGACACCAGCAAAUACUGCGCAUUCCACGGGGAGCACGGUCAUUACACCAACAACUGCAACGCUUGGAAAAGGCACCUUGAGGAGCUGGUCAGAGAGGGCCAUUGCACAGAGUUCGUUGCAAAGAAGGCUAUCCAGCAGAUCGAGGAUCGUGAUGUAGCUGCCAAGGAACCUCCCCAAAAGGUCAUUCGAAUCAACACCAUUCUAGCCGACUCCCAAGAGUCCGGGCUGACCACCAAGGAGCGCAAGAGAAAGAUCGCGCAGGCAACUUAUGUCUCCCAAGUCACAACGGGAGUACCAGCUGUUGGGGAUACACCUAUCAUCGGCUUCCAGAAGAAGGACUUGAUCGGGCUUGACCUGCCACAUAAUGACGCCCUAUUCAUCUGCAUCCAAAUUGAACAAGCUGUGAUCGAGCGAGUUCAUGUAGAUGAGGGCAGCGCAGCCAACAUCCUGCAACUAUCUGUUAUCCAACAGAUGGGGUUCGAGCCCAAGAUUAGCAAACUUGCCAGAUCGCUCACCGGCUUCAAUGGGGCCACAUCAAUCACUAUUGGAACGAUCGACUUGGAUGUCCACUCACCCCCAGUGGUCUGCUCACAGACCUUCAUGGUCAUCGACGAGGUUUCCCCCUACAACGGAAUCUUGGGCCGACUGUGGAUCAGCAAGAUCGAGGCCGUCACAUCUGCUCUACAUCAGAAGAUCCGCUAUCCCAUCCCUGGGGGCGGGAUCGGGCAGAUCAACAGUAACCAAGCCAUGGCAAGGAGAUGCACCGCCCAAGGGCUCAAGAAGAGCAAGCUGCUGCAGUUCACACCAGUAAUGCAAGCUGCCAACGUGGCAGGAAGCGCUCUUAGCAGACAAGCAAACCCGAAAGGGAAGGAAGUUGCUGCCUCACAAUAG
Prunus armeniaca (apricot) is the source of this 2166-nucleotide messenger RNA. Lineage: Eukaryota; Viridiplantae; Streptophyta; Magnoliopsida; Rosales; Rosaceae. The record is from the annotation of a GenBank genome assembly.